AUGACUGAGAAUGAAUAUGACAUUUACGUUUGUACACCACUGAUACGUUUUGCAUUUUUAGGAAAAAAUGACAUACGUAUUUCUAGUGGUGAAGUUUCGUCAAAAUCAUAUGAAAGUCUUAAAAAACUUGCCCAGUUACAAACUAGAUCUGGACCAAGACUUGAUGCCAAAGCAUUUAUUUUAUCAACUGGAGUAGAAGUAUUGGUUCAAGAAAAUGCAAAAAAUGAUAUUUAUAGUAAACGGACAAAUGACUUGUCAAAAUUGGAAUACUGCACCAAAAUCUUACUGUCAAGUGCUUUUCUGGCCUUACCUCCUGCAGCUCAAUCUGAAAUAUAUAAGUUUGAAACUUACACAAUUCAAACCAAUGAACUUACGUUAAAAUUGGGUGUAUCAUCAUAUAUGUUUGAAGAAGUGAUAUGUAUGCUUGAAUUAACUGAAAUAACCAUUCCACAAACCAUAGAAGCAUUUCCAAAAUGCAUAGAAGCUAUAUACAAGGUGCUUUCAUGGAAAUCUCGUUCACGAAGAAAUACCAAUAUUUAUCAUGAAUUGUUAAGUAAGGCUUCAAGCGAUUUAAAAAAAAAGAAAUUUUUUCCAUCACCAAGGUUAUUAAAUCCUAAUUACAUGUAA
Messenger RNA from Entrophospora sp. SA101, 627 nucleotides. The record is from the annotation of a GenBank genome assembly. Lineage: Eukaryota; Fungi; Glomeromycota; Glomeromycetes; Entrophosporales; Entrophosporaceae.